CUCUCUCUCUCCAAUCCAUAAUUCAAAUCCACCUUAUCAAGAAUCAGAAAAAGAUAAAGAGAAAUAAAAAAGGUGAAUCCCUCCAAAGACUUAGUACACACACAACACACACCAGAAGGCUGAAAAUGGCGAAGAAAGAGAUGGAAGUGGUGAAGGGUUUGGAUGUGGAGAGGUACAUGGGGAGAUGGUACGAAAUAGCUUCAUUCCCGUCAAGAUUUCAGCCCAAGAAUGGUGUGGACACAAGAGCCACUUACACUCUGAAUCCUGAUGGGACUGUUCAUGUUCUGAACGAGACUUGGAGUGAUGGGAAGAGGGGUUAUAUCGAAGGCACUGCUUAUAAGGCUGAUCCCAAGAGCGAUGAGGCUAAGCUUAAAGUUAGAUUCUAUGUGCCCCCUUUUCUGCCUAUAAUUCCAGUCACUGGGGACUAUUGGGUUUUGUACAUUGAUGAUGAUUAUCAGUAUGCUUUGAUUGGUCAGCCCUCCAGGAGGUAUCUUUGGAUUCUGAGCAGGACACCUCGUCUCGAUGAGGAGAUAUACAACCAGCUCUUGGACAAGGCUAAAGAAGAGGGAUACGACGUGAGCAAGCUACACAUAACACCUCAUUCUGAUACUCCGCCGGAGAGCGAGGAUUCCCCGAAGGACACUAAAGGGAUUUGGUGGAUCAAAUCCAUAUUUGGGAAAUAGUAAGUGACUGCAUCGAUGUAAUCCUUUUUGAAAAGUAAAGGGCAUAGCUCUUAACAUUUGUAGUAUGAAGAUAUGCAUGUCUAAAGACUCUGUAUACGACGAUGACGAUGUGAAUGUGUAUUGUAGUUCUGGUCCUUUAAGGUGGAUGUAAUGUACUAUGUUGUUCUGUAUAUUGAGCUGUAUGGAUUAAGAGUUUGUAAGAGUUGGUUUGUCGAGACUUUCUUCUUUCUCGUGAGGUGGAUAAUGUAAAUGUUAUAUCUGUUGUGUUCAGUUAUAUGGUUAUACAUACUUUGACCUUA
Molecule: messenger RNA, 982 nt
Organism: Sesamum indicum (sesame)
Lineage: Eukaryota; Viridiplantae; Streptophyta; Magnoliopsida; Lamiales; Pedaliaceae
Product: temperature-induced lipocalin-1
Biological process (GO): lipid metabolic process; response to reactive oxygen species
Cellular component (GO): cytoplasm
Source: RefSeq, a predicted model, not a curated record